CAGCGAGGCGGAGGGGAGGCAGGGGAAGGGCCGCAGAAAUGUCAAACUACUUCACUUGACGCUACAUGAUGGAUUCUCUCUCUCUCUCUCUCUUUGAUUCAUUAUAUACACAGCGUUGAAAAUACUUUUAAUUAGCUUCUGUAGUGUUCCGCUGCUCCCCUAACACCACAAUGGACUCUAACAUUAUGGAGAUAAUAGAGGAAUUCAUGGAGAGUGCGUUGGUGCAAUGGGUUCAGCUGUUUGAGAAGAUGGUUGAGAGAGAGGAUGGCGUCCCUCUCUACAGCCAAUACAUGGAAGUAAACUCAAUAACCCAGAGUACCAGGGACCGCUACAUGAGGCUGACCAAUGGGAUUUUCCUCAAUGAGGUCAUGAGGAUCAUAGACCAGAACCCCAAAGUGGAGCGGCUGUACAACAGCGAGAGAAGUGACCACAUGCUGAGAGUACAGAACUUUUCGAUUUUAAAUCGACACCUCAGAGCCUUCUACCAGGAAGACUUGCAGCAGUUGAUACUGAUGCCUCUCCCGAAUGUUGCCAUCCUGGGGCAGGACCCCCUAACAGAGGCAGCCGUGGAAGAGCUCAGGCGACUGCUGCUGCUUUUACUGGGAUCUGCUGUGCAGUGUGAGCAGAAGGAGACGUUCAUUCAGCAGAUCCAGUCUCUGGACAUCGAGACCCAAGCAGCCAUCGCCAGCUGUAUUCAGCAGGUGACUCAGGAUCCUCACAUGGUGCUGCCGCUGAGGUGGGAGGAGCUGGUGGAGGUUGAAGGUUCAGAUUUACAGCUGGUGUUCAGCUCAAUGGCCAAACAGAUCCAAAGCCUGCUGGCACAGAGGGAUACACACUUGGAGAGGAUGGCCGAGCUGUGUCGAGAACGGGAGGCCCAUGUGGAUUCAAGCAUGGAGCCCCUGGGAGGUCGCAGCGAGGAGCCACCCCAAGGUCUGGCACUGCAGCUGGCAGACAGCAAGGCCAAACUCCGCCGCCUCAAACAACAACUGGAAGAUAAGGGGGAUCAGAUAUUGGAUUACACUCAGGAGAUUCAAACCAUGGAGGAACAGCUCAAGAAACUUCAGAAAGAGAACCGUUCUUUGCAGGGGGAGGUGAGGGGCAUGCGUUCGCUUAGGGACGAGCUGGACUGCGCCCGAGAGCGAGCUGCGCGGACUGAGCAUCUGCAAACUGAGCUUCAUAGCUGUAAACACAGAUUGCGCAGCCUGGAGCUAACACGCACUCAGCUGAAGGAGCAACAGCAGCUUUGUGCCGCACUGCAGGAGACCAAAUCUCUUUUGGAAGAACAGCUGGCAGACGCAAGGGCACGCUGCUCCUCACUACGGGAGCUUGAGAGGGACAAUCUUCUGCUGCGUCAGAGAAUCAUAGAUGUUGAAGCAGACCGUGACACUGAAAGGCAGCGAGUUGAUGAGCUGUUAGAGAUGAAUAUGAGUCUUGAAGCCGACCUGAGGCUCGGCAGUAGAGGCAACAGUGUUUCUGCUCCGGUUCACCAACGUUUCUUCCAAUCAGAACUGGACUCUGACGAAGAGCUGAGCGAGCUGAUUGAUCAGAAGCCGCUGAGUGUGGAGGUGGGUGAGGCUUCAACGCUGAGGCUGCUGGGAGCCGAGCAGGAGAAUGCAGAGCUGAGGAGACGACUGGAGGAGCUGCAGGCCCAGCAGGAGGCUGAAUUGCCAGAUGCAAAGGAUGAGCAGGAUUGCCUGGAGAUGGAGCAUCAGAACACGCUCAAAGAGUGUCAAAACUUGAAGAAUGAAAAUGCCACUUUGAAGCAGCGUCUGGAGCAGCUGGUGAUUAAACUGAAAAACCUUGAAGAUAAGAGGAAGGAGGAAACAGUGAAGAGUCAUGGCAGGGAAGAGGAGGAGAUGGUGGAGAGAGGAGUGAAGGGCUCUGAAUCCUGUAGGGGACAGGGUGUAGGAAGGGUGAGGGUGAUGGAGGAGGGGGAAAGGAGAGGAGAAAUUAUUGGGACCAAUAGGGAAGCAGGAGUUGGGGAAGAGGUUUUUAAUGUUCAAGGAGGAAAAGGAGAACUGUGUGAUGAGGAUGAAGAGACCAAAAGGAGAGGAGAGGCAGAGGGAGGGCAGAAAGACAGAGAGAAGCAGGAGAAAGAAAGAGAAAGAAAGAAAGAGCAGGCUGCAGUAACAACAAGCUCAGAGAUCCAAAAGCAUCCUGGAAGUUUAGAAGAUAAUACAGAGGCUUCGGAUGCACAGCAGACUGUGUGUUCCCUGUCUGGUGCCAAUGUGGAGCUUCUAACAAACCGGCUCCAGGAGGCCCAGGACGAGGCUGACCGGCAGGUGAUGUUGGCCCAGGACCUGCGCUCCAAACUGGGGGAGCAAAGCAGGAAAACCUGGGAGGCUGAGCAGAGACUGUUUGUCCUGGAGGCUGAACUGCAGCAUCUAAGGAAAGCUGCAGAGAGUCUGGGAGACGCCCGCAGACAAAUAGAGGCUCUACAGUCGGACGGUCUGGUUAUGGAGGAGGAGUUGUGCCGCCUGCGGAGUCAAGUGGAUCUGCACAGGAUGCAGACCACAGUCAUCGCUACACUGGAGGGAGAGCGGGCUGCACUGGAGAGAGACAGAGACGCGCUACGCAGCACAGUGGACGCCCUGCGCACCGCCCAGCGCAAGGGUGACAAUUUAGAGCUCAGUCUUCAGACUCUCAGGUCUGAGCUGGAGCGUCAAGGUCGGAGUCUGGAGCUCUCUCGUCGACGGGAGGAGGAGCUUGAGAAAGAGCUCUGCGAGGCCACAUUGGAGGCUCAAGCUCUGGCUCGGACGCGAGACCAGGCUCUGCUGGAGGCGUCCCGGCUGGAGCAGGAGAAGGAGGUCUGUCAGACGGAGCUGGACGGCCACAGGAAAGAGGGGAGGCAGAGAGAGAGGGAGGCAGCGAGGUUGAGGCAGCAGCUGGAGAGUACAACCAUGGCCCUUGAGCACAGCAACCAGAGAGCUCGAGCUCUGGAUGCUGAACACAGACAUGUGUGUCAGCAGCUGUCUGAGUCAAAGGAGCUCUGCACUCGGCUGCAGGACCUGGAGAAAGAGCUCGGCACUCGAUUGAGCAGUAUGGAGGAAGGCCAACAGCACAUGCAGGAGCAGUAUUCAGAUGCUCAGGCCAAGAUGACAUCGCUAUCACAGGAUCUAUCCAAGGAGCAGGAACAUUCUCAGAAACUAUCUGCUGAAGUGGAGCGUCAAAAUCAGAAACUACAAAAAGCAGAGGCUGAACUUAAGAGGACGACUGAUUCACUAGACCAAUCACAGGAGAGAAUCCAGGCGCUCUCACAGAGCCUGAAGAAAAGCGAAAGUCUUCUCCAGUUGGAGAAGAGCAGAGGAAGUGCAGAGGUUGACGCUAUGUCUAAUCCAAAUUCAGACUCCUCAAACACAACACACGGUAGUCAGACACACGCCAAAGAGACGUCACAUUUGGAUCAAUCCCCUAACGCUGGCAAAGGUCACAACCUUUCUGUUAGUCAUGAUGAUGCCUUAGGAGAGGCUGAGAGGAAACUGAGUGAGAGGUUGACAGAGCUGGAAAAAGAGAAAGCAGUGGCAGUGGCAGCACAGGAGGCUCUACUGUCCCGGUUGUCUCAGUCCCAGGAGGCUUGUGGGCACCUUAAGGAGCAGCUGGAGGCUCUGCGCCGGCACUCCCUCAGCCUGCAGGACUCCUGCACAAGGCUACAGACACUGAACACUGAGCUACAGGUGGAGCAAGCUUCCCUGAGUUCCCAGCAUGCAGCAGUGCUGGCUCGCUACAGUGAGAGUGAGGCCCGUUGUGCGGCUCUGGAGGCCGAGUCCAAGGUGUGGGCACGGGAGCGGGAAGAUUCAGUGGCUAGGAUGGAGGCUCUGAGGAGGGACCAUGAGCGGAUGACGGUGCUACAACAGAGGCAGGAGGUGGAGCUGGAGGAGCUGCUGGACAAACACUCAGAGCUGAGGAGUAACAACCGCAGUCUGGAGGGCCAGCACAGGGAGCUGGAGGCAAGGUACAAGGAGCUCCUGGACUGUAAAAUCCAGCUUGAGGAGCGAGAGCAGGAGAUAAAGACGGAGAGAGAGGAGAUGGAAGCAGAGGCCCAAAGGAGACAGGAGAGAGAAAGAGAGCUGGAGAGGCUGAAAGAAGACAGUGACAGGCUGCAGGCCCAGCAGAAAGAGUGGUUGGCAUCCCAGGCUGAGCUUCUGGCUCAGGGCUCGGUGCUCAGGGGGGAGCUUAGCACCUCCCAGCUGGAACGAACGCGGCUCGAGGGGGAACUCAGUGCCCUGAGGGCAACAAAUCAGAGUCUGGACCUCAGCAACGCCCGCCUCACCAGCCAGUUCCAGCUGUUAAACCAGCUGAAGGGGAACAUGGAGGAGGAAAACCGACAUUUAGCGGACCAGAACCAGAGCCUGCUGAAAGAGAACCGGGCCUUACUGGAGCAGAGUCUGGAGCGCCGGGACCAGCACUAUUCACAGCAGAGGGAGUCCCAGGAGAAGCUGAGCGAGCUCCGUCGGGAGAAGCAGAAGUUGGUGGAGAAGAUUAUGGAUCAGUAUAGAGUCCUCGAGCCCAGCAUGCAACCUCCUGCCAGCAAAGCCAAGAAAUCUAACUGGAUUGCAGACAGGAUGAAGAAGCUAAUCAAACCCCGCGGAGGAGGAGGGAAAGAGGGACGUGCCCUCUCCACCGCCGCGGGCAGCGUGGAAAACCUGGCGGACAGCCCUGAAUUUACAUCCGACACACACACACCUCAGCCUGACCCCCGCAGUGCUCCAGUAUCUCCCUCUCCGAUGAGAAGAGCUCUGUCACAAGCAGAUCCAGAAAUCUCCGUUCCCGGGACCCCAACCAUGCGCUCCGGCUCUGGGGGCCGUCGUAAACUGGGAUCACGUCACGGCUGGGGGCUCGGGCUGACCAGAGGAGGCUCUGGAGUUUCUCAGUCAUUCAGUCCAGGUGAUAACAAAACUCCUCCCCGCCUGCGUUCCAACCAGAACACCUCCACUGUCCUGUGGGAGGGAGAGCGAGGCCAAGCAAACACAGAACAGGCAGGGGACGCAGCACUGACCAACCAGCAGAGUGUUGAGGAGGGUGAGAGCAGAGGUGAGCAGGAGAAAGUCGAAUGAGGAAGAUCAAUGGUCGUACACAAAUCACCACCCUUACAAUACUCUUAGUGGUAUUAUCUUGAAAAAAUGAUAAAUGAUAAAAAUAAGAUGGUUUUUUUGUAUUUUUUAUAAAAAGAAAAAUAAAUACUUAUGUUUAAAUA
Molecule: messenger RNA, 5194 nt
Organism: Labrus mixtus (cuckoo wrasse)
Lineage: Eukaryota; Metazoa; Chordata; Actinopteri; Labriformes; Labridae
Gene: ccdc88b
Product: coiled-coil domain containing 88B
Exons: 27
Coding region: 171-5054 (1627 amino acids)
Biological process (GO): cytoplasmic microtubule organization; cytoskeleton-dependent intracellular transport
Cellular component (GO): centrosome; cytoplasm
Molecular function (GO): dynein light intermediate chain binding; microtubule binding
Source: RefSeq, a predicted model, not a curated record